Messenger RNA from Ricinus communis (castor bean), 894 nucleotides. Its product is annotated as ferredoxin, root R-B2. Gene Ontology annotation, biological process: electron transport chain. Gene Ontology annotation, molecular function: 2 iron, 2 sulfur cluster binding; electron transfer activity. NCBI's taxonomy places the organism in Eukaryota, Viridiplantae, Streptophyta, Magnoliopsida, Malpighiales, Euphorbiaceae. Gene Ontology annotation, cellular component: plastid. The record is from RefSeq and is a predicted model, not a curated record. Bases 234 to 686 code for a protein of 150 amino acids. The transcript has 2 exons.
UCGUGAGAAACAUUUUUGGCACUUAGCAAAGUGGGCAUCUUUCUUUGUAUGGCCGCCUAAAGCCAGUCUGCCUCUCAAAAGAUUCCAAAAGCCAUCAAAUUUUCCCUUCUGUUUUCACCUAUAAAAUCCGACCCACCUCGUAUUUUCCGCUUGCCAUCAAGCUCAUAAGCUCUAUUUGCUUAUUGAACUCUCGUAAGCUCAUUUCUCUUUGAUCUCUUCUAUUCUGGUUAAAGAUGGCAACUGUGAGGGUUCCCUCUCAAUGCAUGUUGAAAACUGCACCCAAGAGUCAGCUAACUAGUACCAUUAUCAAGAGUCCAAGUUCACUAGGAUCAGUAAGGAGCAUCUCAAAGUCUUUUGGCUUGAAAUGCUCCCAAAACUUCAAAGCAUCAAUGGCAGUGUACAAAGUGAAGCUGAUUGGACCAGAUGGUGAAGAGAAUGAGUUUGAAGCCUCUGAUGAUACAUACAUUCUUGAUGCAGCUGAGAAUGCUGGAGUCGAGCUGCCUUACUCUUGCAGAGCUGGGGCUUGCUCUACUUGUGCAGGGAAGAUGGUGUCAGGUGCAGUUGAUCAGUCUGAUGGUUCCUUCCUGGAUGAGAAUCAAAUGGAGGAGGGUUAUUUAUUGACUUGUGUUUCCUAUCCAACCGCCGAUUGUGUGAUUCACACUCACAAGGAGGAAGAACUCUGCUGAGUGAUGGAAUCAGGACUAAGUAGGUGAAGGUUCUCUGUAAGUUGUCAAGGAUUCCCCAUAAUGGUUAAGGUUCUUUGGACCUUUAGUUCUUUUAGUUUGUUACUAAAAUGUUAUCCAUCCAGAUUUUACUGGUAAUUCUGUUGCCCAAAUCUAUAAAUUUUCAUGCUUCAAAUGUCGCAGAUUUGCAACAUUUUAAGCUUCUUGUCAA